UGAUGAGAUGCCCUGAUACAUAUGUUGACAUGCCAAAUGGUGGCUUAGCCAGGACCUGAUCCCACAGUCAAGGAAGAGAAAACCAUCCUGUAAUCCUGGUAGAAAAAACAUGCCAACUUACUCUGUUAAAAAGCUUUCUAAAUACAGUGAGAUUAAGACAGAAGGAGGGAUGUCCUGAAACAGUUGGAAAGGAUGUAAGACAGUGUCUUAUUCCCUUAGUCACUACUGCUUUUCCAGUUGGGAUGCUUUCCAAAGAUGUUUCUAAAUACAAACUAAUGGUAAAGAAACCUAUUUUAAUCAUAUAUACAGAGAAAAUGCCUUUUAACCAGGUCUCUCCUCUGUUCCAGUACUUUGAAUACACAUCUCAGAAGGAGAUCCGUUACAACUCGGUGACAGAGCUGUGUGCCGAAGUGCUCGAGGGACAGACCUCAGUCGGGAUGACACAGUGCCCUCGUGAUGGGGAGUUCAAGCCACCCAGUAUGAUCUGGGAGUUCAGAAAUGAUGGGACCAUCUACCACCCUCACUCAGACAUGUGUGUGACAGCCUACUACACAGCAGAUGGCCACACAGACAUUCAGAUGAGCCGGUGCAACCCAGGAGACAAAAAACAGGGGUGGAAGUUUGAGCACCAAGAGGAGCAAGACAGACAGUAGCCAGGAACCUCAAAUGACCUUUUUUUGACCAUAGUGCAAUUACUACAGCGGACGUCUCCUCAGAUGCUCCCAGUUCCCUCAUCAUCCCAAGGUGUGCACUCCAUUUGAAUGGGAAUGGCGAGCAAAUUAAAGGUGGUGAAAAGUCCCUUUAAGCCAAGUGCAGAUUUCAAUGUCGUGAAUGAGAAAUUGAGAAAUGCAAAGCAAGGUGUUUUUGGCCUUAUUUUUUUUCUCAAAAAGACCAGCUGGACUUGAGACUUUUCCUUUUGUGUCCAUCCAAGUGCCUCUGUAACAGAGUCCAUGUGUUCUUGUGACUUGAAAGCAGUGAAAGUGGCUGGACUGACCAGGACAUGAAGAAGUGCCUUUCAGAGAGAUUAAAGACAAAGCAUUUCCUUGAAAACUAGAUGCAAAAUCAUGCUGCACUACAGAAUGUUACCUUAAUGUGCAAUUAAUAUUAAUUAUUGUUGUUAAGUUCACAUGCUUGUUUGUUUUAUUGUCAAAACAAUGAGCAGUUUAAUGAUGGGCAGCUUGAAGAACCUGUGCCAGGAAUGUAAAGUCAGCAGCAUUUAGCCUCCAAACCAGCUACAUCCUGACGUGCUCCAUCAUGUGAGAGAAAAUCAGUCAUACUCAAUUACUUCUCAAUUCUCUCCCUAGUCUGUGGAGCCAGUUUCGUGGUAAAAUGCUGCCUGAACAAGACCUGAAGGAUUAAUUAAGCAUUUGUACCAAGUGCAAUUUUCACCAGAGGGCAUAGUGAGUUGUCAGCAAUCUUGCAAUCUAUUCUUUCCUGUUAUGUAAAGUUAAGAAUACCCUUUAAACUCAUCUGUCAUUGUGCUUUUGAGAGGUUGUCAUUUUAAAAUGAAAGAGAACUUUGUGCCAAAAUGAAAUGUGCCAGUGGAUGUCAAAUGUAUUUAGAAGAUUUUAAAAGCUAAAGUCUAACAUUGGCUUGAUGCACUUGAUUUUACUGUGGCUGAAAUGUACUGAACAGCGGCUGUAUUUGCCUAUGACUGCUUAUCACUGAGCAAUAUUUGUAAUGUGAGAUAUUCAAACCAGUCAAAGGAUACAGCAGUAAACAUGUUAGACUGUUUGUUUCUUUUGUAAAUGAUGUUUGGUUUAAGGGACCAGAGGGUGCAGAUAUAAAGCACCUCUAAAACUACUGAUAAUGCAAAAGGGAUGAGGAGGAGGAGGAUUACUUGAUAUGAAGAUGAUGGUGGAUGUUUCAAAAAAUGAUUGAAAGAAUAAAAAACUAACCACAGAUAUAAA
Monopterus albus (swamp eel) is the source of this 1910-nucleotide messenger RNA. RefSeq names its product polypeptide N-acetylgalactosaminyltransferase 4-like. NCBI's taxonomy places the organism in Eukaryota, Metazoa, Chordata, Actinopteri, Synbranchiformes, Synbranchidae. The transcript has 2 exons. Bases 243 to 653 code for a protein of 136 amino acids. The record is from RefSeq and is a predicted model, not a curated record.